This is a messenger RNA of Meleagris gallopavo (turkey), 3335 nucleotides long. Lineage: Eukaryota; Metazoa; Chordata; Aves; Galliformes; Phasianidae. The record is from RefSeq and is a predicted model, not a curated record.
CUGAAGGUGCCGGGGGCUGCGGGUGUAGAGCCGCGCUCUGAAGGGAAAGAUGCGGGCGCCGACGCGCCAGGCAGACCGCUGGGACCCACGCCGAGCCAGAGCCGCUUCCAGGUGGACCUGGUGGCCGAGGCGCCCCGCAGGGGCCAACGGAGAAGUCGAUGUGGCGGGAAGGGCAGCGAGGAAGCAAAGGGCCGCUUUCGGGUGAAUUUCGUCGACCCGUCGGCCGGCGAUGAGAGCCCCAGCGAACUCGGCGGUGGCGGCAGCUCGGAGGGAGCCAACGUCAGCUUCCAGAACGGCGGCGACACGGUGAUGAGCGAGGGCAGCCUGCACUCCGGCGGGCACCACCACUACUACUACGACACCCACACCAACACCUACUACCUGCGCACCUUCGGCCACAACACCAUGGACGCCGUGCCCCGCAUCGACCACUACCGCCACACGGCCGCGGAUCUGGGCGAGAAGCUGAUCCGGCCCAGCCUGGCCGAGCUGCACGACGAGCUGGACAAGGAGCCCUUUGAAGAUGGCUAUGCAAAUGGGGAGGAAGGAACGCCAGCUGGAGAUGCAGCUGCCACUUACACACCUGACAGCAAAGGGAUAGUUAAAUUUGGAUGGAUAAAAGGUGUAUUGGUACGAUGUAUGUUGAAUAUUUGGGGUGUGAUGCUUUUCAUCAGACUGUCAUGGAUUGUAGGGCAAGCUGGAAUAGGUCUGUCUGUUGUGGUUAUUGCAAUGGCCACUGUUGUGACGACUAUUACAGGACUGUCUACUUCAGCUAUAGCCACAAAUGGAUUUGUAAGAGGAGGAGGAGCAUAUUAUUUAAUUUCAAGAAGUUUGGGACCAGAAUUUGGUGGUGCCAUAGGUCUCAUAUUUGCAUUUGCCAAUGCUGUUGCAGUAGCAAUGUACGUUGUUGGCUUUGCAGAAACAGUUGUGGAGCUUCUUAAGGAAAAUGGAACACUGAUGAUUGAUGAAAUGAAUGAUAUUAGAAUCAUAGGAGCCAUUACUGUGGUUAUAUUGCUAGGUAUUUCUGUUGCAGGAAUGGAAUGGGAAGCAAAAGCACAGAUAGUCUUAUUGGUGAUCCUCAUACUUGCUAUUGGAGACUUUGUAAUAGGAACAUUUAUUCCUUUGGACAGCAAGAAGGCUAAAGGUUUCUUUGGUUAUAAAGCUGAAAUAUUUAUGGAGAAUUUUGGACCAGAUUUCCGAAAUGGGGAAACUUUCUUCUCUGUAUUUGCUAUUUUCUUCCCUGCUGCAACUGGCAUACUUGCUGGUGCAAAUAUCUCAGGUGAUCUUGCGGAUCCUCAGUCAGCCAUACCAAAAGGAACACUGUUGGCCAUCUUAAUUACUACGUUGGUUUACAUGGGAAUUGCAGUAUCUGUAGGCACCUGUGUUGUUCGAGAUGCCACAGGGAACAUUAAUAACACUAUUAUCACUGAGCUGACAAAUUGCACUACAGCAGCAUGCAAGUUAAACUAUGAUUUCUCAUCCUGUCAGAAAGAGUGUCACUAUGGACUGAUGAACAAUUUUCAGGUGAUGAGCAUGGUAUCAGGGUUUGCACCCCUGAUUUCUGCAGGCAUUUUUUCAGCUACCUUGUCAUCUGCACUAGCAUCUCUUGUGAGUGCGCCUAAAAUCUUCCAGGCUUUGUGCAAGGACAACAUCUAUCCAGGAUUUCAGAUGUUUGCUAAAGGCUAUGGGAAGAACAAUGAACCACUGAGAGGAUAUCUUCUAACAUUUUUAAUUGCUCUUGGAUUCAUACUAAUUGCUGAACUGAACGUCAUCGCUCCAAUUAUCUCUAACUUCUUCUUGGCUUCAUAUGCCUUGAUUAACUUUUCUGUGUUCCAUGCAUCUCUUGCAAAAUCUCCAGGUUGGCGUCCUGCUUUCAAAUACUACAAUAUGUGGAUUUCUCUUGUUGGAGCCAUUCUGUGCUGUAUUGUGAUGUUUGUCAUCAACUGGUGGGCCGCGCUUUUAACAUAUGUCAUAGUCCUUGGACUCUACAUUUAUGUCACUUACAAGAAACCAGGUAUGUAUAGGGGCCAUUCCUGGUUCUAUGAUUGUGCGCUACAAAUUUCAUUUUCAUUACAGACUUAUCGGCAGAUCAGGCUAAAUGAGUUGCUCAAAGAACACUCAAGUACAGCUAACGUAAUUGUAAUGAGUCUGCCAGUUGCACGAAAAGGUGCAGUUUCUAGUGCACUCUACAUGGCCUGGUUAGAAGCUCUUUCGAAAGAUCUGCCACCAAUUCUUCUCGUUCGUGGGAAUCAUCAGAGCGUUCUUACCUUCUAUUCCUAAGAUACUGCACAUGAGACAGCUGUAAGGACAUGGUACUUAAGUGCCCUGGGAAGAGUGACUGAUGUGGUCUAUAGAUUAUUAACAUCACAAAGGCAAAAAGUGACUCUUCUUUCACUAUUUCACUGACUUGAAAGCACACAAGGAAAGUCAAUGUAUUUCUAUAGUUGUGACAUCUUCAGUUUUAUUCUAUAUUUUCUGUAAUUUAAUCUUGCUUAAUGGGGGAGGAUUCCUUGUUAGACUGAAGAACAAGGCAAGCUUUUUGUUUGCUAUUUGAAUAGCAGCAAUAAAAGUGUUUUAUUUUUAAUCAAUGAAAGGAUUAUAGAUUUAUAAAAGCCUUUUAGCCUUGAGGUGCCUUCUGAAAUUAACCAAAUCUCAUCCAUACAUCCUACUUUGUAAAUUUAUAUAGAAUGUCAAAAUCUGCCUUCAACUAAGACUUUAGAUCAGACUUUCUUUAGUUUUAGUCUCUUCCAUAUUACAGUAAAGAUGAAUGCUGCUUUUUAGUCUUCCAUUGAGUUAUUAGUUCGUAGUACUGUAUGUUUUCUAUUGUCAGAAAGUUUUGUUGAUUUUUUUUUUUUAAUUAAUUAUUAUAUCUGUUAGAUUAUAAAUAAAGGCGAGAAUUGAGGCAGGUCAGUUGAACAAAGACAAAUCCUUGAUGUUGUCUUGACUUUGUUUUCCUUUAACUGUUACAAAAUUUAGCUCUGUUUCAAAAUAAAACUGUGCUGUCAGAGAGGAUCCUAUUUCUCAAAUUUGACAUUGUGCUCUUUCUUGGCGUUAGUCUGAAAUACAUAGCUAUAAAGUUAGCUAGUGGUGGUGAAGGAUGCUGUAUAAAUCCAUAGUUCUAGUAUGAAACAAUUCAUCUUACAGACUAAGGCCAUUCAUCUCCUUAAAAUUGGAAGAAAGGACCUGUCCUAGUUCCUGGCCUAUUGAUGUUUUGGUGUCACUUAGAACUUAUUUUGAAAUAAAACUCAACUUAAGGCUUAAAUGGGGAUAAUAUGAGCAACGUGAUACUAUCUAACAGAAAACAGUAAACACUAUGUGGAAUCUUGCUAUCCAAA